Molecule: messenger RNA, 714 nt
Organism: Desarmillaria tabescens
Lineage: Eukaryota; Fungi; Basidiomycota; Agaricomycetes; Agaricales; Physalacriaceae
Exons: 3
Coding region: 126-548 (140 amino acids)
Biological process (GO): signal transduction; protein phosphorylation
Cellular component (GO): cytoplasm
Molecular function (GO): ATP binding; protein kinase activity
Source: RefSeq, a predicted model, not a curated record
AUACAGCCAGCUAUCAAAUUUAACUGUCAAGCAAGCGCAAGUCACUUUAGGACUUUCUUCAGGAUGUAGGAAAUGUUUUCUACAGAAAACUUGAUCAAUAACUUAGCAUCGGUUAGCUUCUAGAUAUGUCGGGUCUUCCAUGUUCAUACAAGUCUACAUUUUUGAAGACCUCUCUCAAAUUAUCGCGCAUGCAUGACUGUGUACCUCGAUGUCUCUUGCUCAGAGGCUUCAAAAAGACGGGCGCUUAUCCGUUUGCUCGAGGACAUUUUGGUGACGUAUGGAGAGGUAAGAUCACAGGAAUGGACGUGGCUGUCAAACAAGCAAGGAUUUUUACAAGUGAUAGUGAUAUCGAGAAAGUCCUGCGGAGAAUAAGACGAGAGGCCAUUAUAUGGGGGCAGUGCGAUCACCCCAAUGUCCUACCUUUCUAUGGCAUCUACCGCGAUUCCGCUCCUUCGUCCUACUGUCUGGUGUCGCCAUUCAUGGUACAAUGGACCUCUCCGUCAAUAUCUGAGCAAUGCUUGCUACUCCUAAUCGGCACCGGCUCGUAAGAAUUGUGUCAGUCGCUGUUUCUUUGGUAUCUGACAAACAAGUAGGCUCUAGACAUUACGCAUGGUAUGGGCUACCUACAUAAACUGUCCAUCGUUCAUGGUGACCUAAAAGGGGAUAACAUUCUGGUUACCAACGACCAUAGAGCAAUUAUCGCCGAUUUUGGUA